CGCCGCCGAGCUCGAGACCCCCGCACGCACCGAUCUAGCCGGUGGCUGUGGAGAGCGAGGCCCGAUGCGGCACGGGCUGCGCGGCGCGGCAGAGCCGUGAGGAAGUGGCCCGCUCGUGCGUCCCCCGGCGCUCGAGCAGCUGCUCCGCACCGCCUAGCCUGGGCCUGCCGGGGACAUGAGCGUGCCCGAGACGCCGGGGGAGAUGGAGCCGGCCGGAGAGGAGGAGCGGCCGCCACCGGCGGCAGAGGAAGAGGACGAAGAGAAGGUGGCAGCGGGGGCCCCGGCCUCAGGGCCGGCCCGCGGAAGGAGUGCCGCCUUGCCGGAGGACGCGGACGACCAGGAGGAGGCAGCGGAGGCGAUGGUGGUCGCGGGCGGUGGCUGCAGGGAGCAGGAGUUGACCUACGAGCUGCAGCAGGGCUACCGCAUCCUGGGCGAGUUCCUGCAGGAGAAGCACCGGGCCCUCACAGCCCCCUUCUUGCAGCCCUUGGGGGGCGUUGCUACCGGGGAGGAGGAGGUGGCCGAGGGGCCGCGCAGCGGGGGCCGAGGCGGUCGCGCCCUCCCGCAUCAGCCAGGGCAGGGCAUGUGUCUGUUGAAGAUGGAGGAGAAGUUCGCCAGGGGCCAGUACGGGGGCAUCACGGAGUUUGUGGCGGACUUCAGAUUAAUGCUGGAAACGUGCUACCGCCUGCACGGAGUGGACCACUGGAUCUCCAAGCAAGGCCAGAAGCUGGAGAUGUUGCUGGAGCAGAAGUUGGCGCUUCUCUCUCGGCACUUGAGAGAAAAGACAACGAUAGCAGUUACAUCUAGAGGCUAUUAUGGAUUGGAGGAUGAGAAGGGGACUGCAUGUACUUCAACGAGGCGUCGGUCAACACCUCGAAGUUUGGCAGGCUUGACAAGCGGAGUUUUUGAGUCUGUAAUGGUUCAAGUUUUGAGACAGGAAGAACAGCUGAGAGCAAAAGAAGAAAAAAGGCUUCGAGAACAGGAAAGAAGAGAAGCAGAAGAAGCUUGUCAAAAAGAACUAGAAGAAUGGGAAAGAAAACUUCUGGCUCAAGCAGCUCCAACUUACAUGGAGAACAUGUGGGAAAUUCCAGCCAUUGGACAUUUCCUUUGUUUAGCCCAGCAAAUUCUAAAUUUGCCAGAAAUAGUCUUCUAUGAACUAGAACGUUGUCUUCUGAUGCCUCAGUGUAAUGCUUUUCUGUCUAAAAUAAUGACUUCUCUAUUAAGUCCUCCUCAUCGUAGACCUACCUUACAUCGAAGACCCACUUUGCCUUAUAGGACCUGGGAAGCAGCAUUGAGGCAGAAAGUGCAGCAGUGGUAUACUGCUGUAGGGCAGACUGAAAAUCCCAAUAACUGUGCUGAAAAACUUGGAUUAUGUCCUCAGUUUUUUAAAGUUCUUGGAGAGGUUAACCCCUUGGAUGAAAAACCCUUUCAUGAACUACCUUUCUACCAAAAAGUAUGGUUACUUAAAGGUCUCUGUGAUUUCGUGUAUGAAACACAAAAAGAAGUUCAAGAUGCUGUACUUGGACAGCCAAUUCAUGAAUGCAGGGAAGUUAUCCUUGGUUAUGAUUAUUUGGAGAACGCAUAUGUACAUUUUCCACAGUUCUGUGGUGCAGAUGUUCGGAUUUAUAAACAAAGACCCUUUCGAGCCCCAGAAUUUCCAGUUCCACCCAUUAAAAUACAAAGAGUACCUCGAAUUAAACUGGAGAAAUUAAAGAGCGACUGUGUUAAUGCAAGUAAUAUAGAACAUAGAUGUAGAGAGGGUCUACCUUCUGCCUUCAAGAAAGAGCAGGAAAUUACUUUUGAUCUAGUUUGCUCCCCUGCUAACAUCAACUUUGAUAAUCAUGAUAUUGCUGUUGAAAUGGAAGUAAAAUCCAGCUGUGAAAUUAGAAUUCUCAGGCCUUGUGAAAUCAAAAAAACUGAUUGUUGUAAAGAAAAUUUGGAGAAACCAAGGAGUCCAGGAGAAGUUACUGGCUUUGGAGAGCCACUCAGUCCAGGUGAAAUACGGUUUAUAGGAAAUCAAGAAAAAUAUGGUGAAGCUUCUAGAAUAAAAACUGAACCCAGUCCAUUAAAAGAAAAUGCUCUAAAGUCUUGCCAGAUUCACGUAAAUGGAAGUCACAUUGAUCAUCCAGAGAUUAACUGUCACAGAGUUGUAAGGGAUAUUCUACUAGAGCAGACACUGCAGAACCCCAAGAAAAUAAAACUAACUAAAAUGAGAGCAAAAAAGAAGAAAAAAAAGAAAAAGAAGUUGAAAGAUGUUUUGAAUGAAAAUUUACAGAGAAAACGUGAAAGUCUUCAUUCUCUUGCAUUCAAGUCUUACAAACCUGAGAUCCAGAAUAAGCUGUUGAUCAUCAAAAAGAAAGCAAAACACAAGAAGCACAAAUCUGGAAAAAAAUCCAUAUCUAAAAAAGCAAUUACUAAGAAGAGGAAAACUGUCACAAAGUCACCCACUGUACCAGAAUUUCAGCUUAUUUGCACUAAUCUUGAUGAACUCAGGGAAUUAAUCACAAAAAUCGAGAAUGAACUCAAAGAUCUGGAAAACAGUAGAAAAAAAUCGGGUAAAUGGUAUCAUCGGAGGCAAGCUGUAAAAGAAUUGCAUAGCACAUUGAUACGUCUUUUAAAUGAAUUGCUGCCAUGGGAACCAAAGUUAAUGAAGGCUUUUCAAAGAAACAGGAGCCGCCUAAAGAAAGACUACGAUGAUUUCAGAAGACAACCCGAUCAUGAUAAAUUUACUAGAGAACUGUGGAUUACUGAAGAAUGUGAAGGAGAUCCUGGAAAAGAAUCUCCUAAAAUAGAAAUCAGUAAAUCUGUAGACUCAGCAGAAUCUCUAGAUAUCCUGGAGAAAAAUCACUUUGAUUCAGAUGAUAUGAAAUUGUCAGAAAUAGAUUUUCCUAUGGCCAGAAGCAAGUUUUUGAAAAAGGAAUUGUCUUCUAAGGAUGUGUUGAAGACGCUGCCUAAAACACUUAAGCGACAGUCCAAACAAACUAGUUUUCUGGAUGACAGCACAAAAGAGCUUUCUCCAAGGAAGAAAGCAAAGUUAAGCACAAGUGAGACAAUUAAAAAUUUAGAAGAAGAUAUGCAGAUUGACUGUUUGAAUGAAUCAGAGCAUAUAGAACUACCAUUUCCAGAUUCAUCUGCCUCAGUGGAUUCAGUACCAGUGUCUACUCUACAGAAAGGGACCAAACCUAUUCAGGCCUUGCUUGCAAAGAAUAUUGGGAACAAAGUGACCUUAACAAAUCAACUGCCCCCUUCCACAAGUAGAAGUGCUCCUUCUGUGGACAAACCUAUUAUAUCUCCUCCAGAAGCAAACCCUGUAAAACCAGCAUUGACCUGCCUCACCAGUACAAAAGGUCCUUUACAAAUGGUAUAUAAAACACCCUGUGGCCAGUGGUUGCCAGUAGAUCUUCACAAUAGCUCUGUAAAGAUUCAGAUGCAGCCUGUGCUAGAUUCUAAAACAGGAGAAAAAAUCAUGCAGCAAGUUCUAAUUCUGCCUAAGAAUUUUAUGAUUCAGCACAAGGAAGGAAAAACAGUUACAAAAGAAAUACCAUCACUUCAACAAAAAGGUACAGAGCAACAUUGUUCAUCUUCCCUACAGACAGCAAGUGUAAAUUCUUCUUUAGCAUCAGUUAUUGUCAACUCAACAGGAACUGUUUCUGCCCAACUACCCAAUACAGUUUUUAACAAGACUGUUGCUCCUUCCUCAAAUGUGAGUAGUGCUAGAUCGCAGCCAUUGUCACCUGUAACUAAUUUAUUAACACCACCAGUAAAAACUAGCCACAAUGAGGUUGGAAAAGCCAAUGCAGUGUCAGCAGCUGCAUUCCCCCAGCCCAUUACUUCACCCACCGUUUCCUCAACAGUUCAGCCUCUGCUACCAGCAACAACACUAAGUGGAUCUACAAAUUCUGGUAAUUCCCCCAAAGGUUUUCCACAACAAACUGCUGAUUAUUCUGAAACAAAGCAAGAACUGAAAACUGUGUGUAUAAGAGAUUCACAAUCGAUUCUUGUUAGGACACGUGGUGGAAACACUGGAGUUGUAAAAGUGCAGCCCAAUCUGGAUCAGAAUUCACCUACCACUUUGUCCUCAAAUUCAGUUUUCACUUUUGCUCCUCAACUUCAGGCAUUUCUGGUGCCAAAAUCAACAGCUUCAUCAUCCUCUACUUUUUCACAAGUAACUGGAAUAACAUCAUCCAGUUUCCCACCUUUUGGCCAAACACCAACUUCUGUUUCCAUUCCCUGUGGAUUUAAUCCUUCCAUAGGGAAAAAUGUCAAAAUUACAUUAGGCCAACCCUCUAGCAAUGGUAAUUUGGGCCACAUUAUAAAUAAAACUUCACACAUCACUUCUUCUUCCUUGAAGUCUUCUGUUUCUUCCAGCACUCUAUUAUCAUCAACAACAAAUAGUUCACUAAGUGUAAUUAAUGUAUCAGGAAAUUUUACACAAACUAAUACAAAUGUUACUCAUACUCCAACUAAACAACCACAAAUAGAUUAUAUUACAAAAAGUUAUCCUGUUAUUACAAGAUCAGAAGCAACAACAACAACAAAUGGCGAUAUGAUAAGCGGGACUCCCAUUCAGAAAUUUAUGCUAGUAUCAGCUCCAUCUGUUCUUCCUUCUAGCAAUACGACUACAGUUAAUGGGACACCUGCGCUGACAUCUACAGGUGUAUCUACUCAAAAAUUGGUUUUUAUUAAUGCUCCAAUUCCCAGCAUCACUUCUACCCCAACUGUUGUUGCAGAAUCAUUAAAACAAACUCUUCCUCAACCCUUGAAUAAAACAUAUGUUAAGACUCCUGAGCAACCCCAAAUACUGUUAAUUCCAUCAACAGUGGGAACACCAAUAAAAAUAAAUUCUUCACAAACUGUGUCUCAGAUAAAAGAUGUGAAAAUUGGACUAAAUAUAGGUCAAGCAAUUGUAAAUCCUUCAGGAAGUGUGCCAGCUAUACCAUCAAUUAAUAUAUUACAAAGCAUAGCCCCAAAAGGAGAAGACAGAUGUAACAAGGCCUGUGUGUUACCGUUGUCAAGUGGUAAUACAAUUCCAAUAAACUCAAAUUUUGGGAAUCAGAAUAUUACUACUGUUAAUGAAUCAUUGGUUACCACAGCAAGAACAAUAAAUAUGUUUUCAGUAACAAGAGCAAGUGUUUCUUUGGGUUCCCUUUCAGUGACCUCAUCCUCUGCUUUGGUUGGCACAUACCCUCCUGUUUCAGUCAGUGGAAAUGAUACCUCUUCAAGAAUUAUGCCUAUUUUGUCAAAUAGACUUUGCUCAUCCAGUCUGGGAAACACUGUGGCCAUAUCAACUGUGAAAACAGGACAUCUUGCAUCAUCUGUUCUGAUUUCAACUGCACAACCAACAGUGUCUCCAAAAUGUUUGACAUCAGCUUUGCAAAUUCCUGUUACUGUUGCCUUGAAUACAGCUGGGACUGCAACACCCCAAAUGGACUCAGUUCCACAUUCAGCAACAGUAUCAGGAUCCACACUUUCUGUAUCUCUUUCUAAAAGACAAUCUCGGGCUUCUCUUCAGUUUCAGUCACCAGGGAUUGCAACUACAGUGCCAACAAAUGCAAACACAAAUAAACCUCAAGCUGAAUUAUCCCUUUCACCAAGUCCAGGUAAAAUAAUUAAUAUUUCUAGUUUUACUUCUCUGCCAAACCAGCAAAUGUCCCCUGCUUUAGUCAAAUCAACCCCUACUUACAAUUCUGUUCCAAGUGGCUCUCCUAUUCACAAUGCUACAGCACCAUCAAGUGUAACUAAUCUAGUAGCAAGUCCAUUCAGUGAACCUUGUAUUCAGCAAAAAAUAGUCAUCAACACCAGUACACCUUUGGCACCUGGAACUCAGAUCUUGAUUAAUGGAGCUCGGUUUAUUGUUCCACCACAAGGUCUUGGAGCUGGCAGCCAUGUUCUUCUUAUAUCUAAUCCAAAAUAUGGGCCUUCCUUAGUUCUUAAUAGUGGCCAAGGCAUUCCGUCUACAGCAAUAGAUAACCCUGCCCAGAAGAUCACACUAGCAAAUAAUUCAAGUGGGCAACCUACAAAACAUCCUCUAAGAAGCUCUACAAAAAUUGUAAACUCUCUUGGGAAUGCAAGUUCUGUACCCACAGUACAUACAACAUCACAGAUUGUAAACACAACUGCUAAAGUUUCUGUUCCACCUCCUACACCGACAGUAUCACUAACUUCAGUAAUUAAGUCUCCUCCAGCCUCCCUUUUAAGCAAGACGUCUUUGGUUUCUGGCAUUUCCUCUAGUAAUCCUUCACUGCCAAGUAGUACUUCAGUAUUUCAUUUGGACACAUCUGUCAAAAAGUUGUUGGUUAGCCCAGAAGGAGCCAUUCUGAAUACCAUAAAUACUCCAGCAUCUAAAGUUUCUUCAUUGUCUUCAUCUCUGUCUCAGAUUGUCGUAUCUGCCAGUCGAAAUCCCACUUCUGUCUUCCCAGAUUUUAAGGCAUCUGGUUUAGAAAAGCCUGACACAGCUGCAUCUUGAAUUUAGACUAAAUGAGCCAGUUUUUAAAUAAUGGGGCAUUCUUUUAACUCCCAUAAAAUUUUAACUUUUAUUAUACUAUUGAAAACAUACUAUACAUAUGUGUGUAUGUGUGUUUGCACACGUGCAUAUUUUAAUGUAUCUUUUCAUUAGGUUACACACAGACUGUUUUCCCCCCUUGGGGAGGGAAAAGUUCCAUUUCAUUCAUUGGUAUGAGGUUGUUUUCAAAGCUUCUUUGUUUAAAGUACAUGGUCAAGAUUUACCUGUCUAUAUAAGUUGAACAAGUCAAGUUUGACUAGUUUAGAGUAAGCUAGCCUUUUGCACACUUAAAUUGACAUGUUUUUUGAAUUUGGACUAUUGUAGCAUAUCUAUGAUAUAGUAUUCUGUGUCCUUAGUGAAAUCUUAUUUUUGUUUCUGUAAAAAGAAAUAUAUAUAUAUAUUUAUGCACUGCAAAAAUGCAGUUCAUGAUGUAAAAUUGUAUAUAUUCCUAAAUCCCUAACAACCUGUACUAAAUAUAUGUACAAAGAACUAUGCUGUCUUAUUUAUGUUUUGUUUACAUAAUGUAUAGUUUUUUAAGUAUUUUAGUAAUUUUGGACCAGUGAACUGUUAGCAACAAUGCAGAAGAAUCUGCAUGUAAUAAACUGAGUUGCUGUAUCUUUGUUUGAAUACCA
This is a messenger RNA of Cavia porcellus (domestic guinea pig), 7131 nucleotides long. RefSeq names its product bromodomain containing 10 (gene Brd10). The transcript is spliced from 8 exons. The coding region runs from base 176 to 6463 and encodes 2095 amino acids. Gene Ontology annotation, molecular function: protein binding. The record is from RefSeq and is a predicted model, not a curated record. NCBI's taxonomy places the organism in Eukaryota, Metazoa, Chordata, Mammalia, Rodentia, Caviidae.